AUGUCAAGUGUUAAACGUAAAAUCGGUCAAGAAGGACGUAUUUUUCAAGAAAAAUGGGGCUAUGCAUAUUUUUUUACCAGUUGUAAUUCUGUUCCUAUAUGUUUAAUAUGUAAACAAAGUGUAUCAGUCAUCAAAGAGUAUAACAUUAAAAGACAUUACGACACUAAUCAUGGUAAGAUUUACGAUAAAUUUGUUGGAAAGUUACGUGAAGAAAAAUUUGAAGAAUUAAAAAAAAAAAAAAUUGCUCGUGCUUCAAAACCGUUUAGUGAUGGCGAGUUCAUUAAAGAGUGUAUUGUUAGUGCGGUGGAAGUUAUAUGUCCCGAAAAAAAACAAGCAUUUUUAAAUAUAAGUUUAAGUGGAAAUACUAUUGCUCAAAGAAUUGAAGAAAUGGCAAGUAAUGUUAAACAACAAUUACAUGAAAAAAGUAAGAAUUUUUUAAAUUUUUCUAUUGCUAUUGAUGAAAGUACCGAUAUUACAAAUACAGCACAGUUGGCUAUUUUUAUCCGUGGAGUUUUUGAUAAUUUUGAUGUAACAGAAGAGCUCUUAGAUUUAAUUCCUAUGACUGACACUACAACAGGAAGUGAUUUAUAUAAUUGUGUGGAGAAAUGUCUUAAUGAAUUAGAAGUAGAUUGGAAAACAUUUUCAAGUAUAACUACUGAUGGUGCUCCCGCAAUGUUAGGUGUAAAAGCGGGAUUGGUUUCUAGACUAAAAUCAAAAGCCUUGACUUAUGGUGUAGAAUUGAAAAGUUUUCACUGCAUCAUUCACCAAGAAUCCUUAUGUUCGAAAAAAUUGAAAAUGGAACAUGUUAUGAAUAUAGUCAUUAAAACUGUUAAUUGGAUUAGAUCUCAUGCAUUGAAUAAUAGACAAUUUAGUGCACUACUUGAGGAAAUGGAUGCUCAGUAUGGUUGUUUGAUAUAUCAUAGUGAAUUGAAUAAAUCAAAAAGCCGCAAUCAAAUUUCCAAUUUAAAAUUGCAAUCUGUUCUACAUUUGGCAUCCAGAAGUUCUUGUGCAAAUAUAGACAGUUUGGUACAAAAUAAGAGAUGUCAAGUAUCAAGUGCAGCUCGAAAAUAA
Messenger RNA from Myzus persicae (green peach aphid), 1071 nucleotides. RefSeq names its product general transcription factor II-I repeat domain-containing protein 2A-like. Gene Ontology annotation, cellular component: nucleus. NCBI's taxonomy places the organism in Eukaryota, Metazoa, Arthropoda, Insecta, Hemiptera, Aphididae. The coding region runs from base 1 to 1071 and encodes 356 amino acids. The transcript has 3 exons. The record is from RefSeq and is a predicted model, not a curated record.